ACUGUUUUGAAAGGUUGUUGGCAAAUAUUUGCCUUAAAAAAAGCCUGUAAAAAUGGAUAAAAAGGCUGUAACAACGCUGUCAGACGCGGAGCCUAUUGACUGUGUUGAAAGUGCAGUUUUAGAAAGAAACCCCCUGCAGAAGAUAAGCACCUUAUCAACAAAUGUGCACAUGGGUCUCCUUAACCCACCUGAAGUCGCAGUUAAACUGUCCACGAUUAAAGGGGAUUAUCAGUACUUUCAUUACGGCUGUGAUGGCCAGGAUGACAGGGGUUGGGGGUGCGGAUACCGGACUAUUCAAACCAUGGCGUCCUGGCUCCACUACAACCUCUCCCCAGCUGCUGAGGCACCGAGCCUGCCUGACAUCCAGCGAGCCCUGGUCGCCAUGGGGGACAAGCCCGAGUCGUUCGCCUGCUCCAGGGAGUGGAUAGGGACGGUGGAAGCCUCCCUGGUGCUGGACUAUUUCUGUCACGCUCCCUGCAGGCUGGUGCAUGUCAGGGGUGGAGGGACGGAGCUGGAGAGGGUUGCAGUGCAGGAGCUCCAUCAGCACUUCGAGAGGCACGGAUCUCCUGUCAUGAUGGGUGGAGACAGGGACGGCUCCUCCAAGGGCAUAUUCGGGGUGUGCACUGGACUAAAGGGGAGCCACCUAUUAGUCGUGGAUCCCCACUAUUAUGGGUGUCGGCUGGAGAGGACGGAGCUGCAGAAGCGAGGCUGGGUGGCGUGGAAACCAGUGUCAUCUCUGGACCAGUCCUCUUUUUAUAAUCUGUGCAUGCCUCAGACUGCCAGAAAAACAACAUGACAAAGCCGCUUUUGCUUCAAAAUGAGCUUUAGUGCCAUCACGUGGUUGAAGUUAAGAAAUGCUGGUUAUCUGUUCAGCUGUUGAAUCAAAUCUGGUUGUUAAAUGAGACCUUCUUUUCUUUUUUUUUGUUAAGUUAAAACAGUUCACCAACAUCUUAAUUAAAUAUUUGUGACCUAUUUUGGUCUGAAUACCACAUAAAUCUGGUACAAAACUAUACUUUUCAAGCAUGUUUCUACACUAAUGUUCAAUCCAUCCGGUUUAAAAGGGGGCGGGGUUUACACAUAGGCCCCACCCCCUGUCCUAUGUGGAUUUUGAUUGGAGGAAAACAGUUGUUGUAAACUAUGAAUAAAAUGAAUAUUAGGAGAAUUGUUCACAAUAAGCUAUUGUAAAAGUAAAAAAAAAACUUCCACAGUUAAUUUAUUUUAUUUGUAAAUGAAUAAUUCUUUGAUGUUAUAUUCUUGAAUUUUGAGUUUUCUUUUAUAGUUUCACAAAAUAAACUUUUUGUAU
Molecule: messenger RNA, 1303 nt
Organism: Cololabis saira (Pacific saury)
Lineage: Eukaryota; Metazoa; Chordata; Actinopteri; Beloniformes; Belonidae
Gene: ufsp1
Product: UFM1-specific peptidase 1 (non-functional)
Exons: 2
Coding region: 53-796 (247 amino acids)
Source: RefSeq, a predicted model, not a curated record